This is a messenger RNA of Ceratosolen solmsi marchali, 1860 nucleotides long. RefSeq names its product F-box/LRR-repeat protein 20. The transcript is spliced from 9 exons. Gene Ontology annotation, molecular function: protein binding. NCBI's taxonomy places the organism in Eukaryota, Metazoa, Arthropoda, Insecta, Hymenoptera, Agaonidae. The record is from RefSeq and is a predicted model, not a curated record. Gene Ontology annotation, cellular component: cytoplasm. Bases 151 to 1692 code for a protein of 513 amino acids.
CUCUGGCGAAGUCGAGCUCCUUGUCAGCUGGUUCCGAGUCGCCGAGCGCGCGCUCCGCAACACCGAGGCCACCCCGCUGAAUCAUUAUUUUUCUACGCUGUGUGUCGGGUGUGUUCCCGAGAGUCCUGCAAAAUAACGCGACGCAAAAGGAUGAUACAUUCCGGGCGCACGAGGCUCGAGAAAAAAGUAAGUCGAGUAGGUGUGGGCGGAGAAGGUCAAGUUGGUCACGGGGUUCAACCAGUUGAAGAGUCUGGGGCCACUAGUCAGUGGUGGAGGCAACAACAUCCCUCUCAUCACUAUCAUCAUCAUCAGCCCCAUCAUUAUCAUCACCACCAUCAUCAAGGCAGUUACUAUGCAUCACAAUCGCAUUCUCACAACAAUCCCGUCACAACCAUGAAGCAGUCUUACAUGCAGUUGACAUGGGUUUUUCAUGACGACGAAGCCCAAAUCAACAAAAAACUGCCAAAGGAAUUAUUACUAAGAAUAUUGUCAUACUUGGACGUUGUUUCCUUAUGUCGCUGUGCUCAAGUAAGCAAAGCAUGGAAUGUCUUAGCUCUCGAUGGAUCAAAUUGGCAAAGAAUCGAUCUCUUCGACUUCCAACGAGAUGUAGAGGGCCCAGUGAUCGAGAAUAUAUCGCGUCGAUGCGGCGGAUUCUUACGGCAGCUGUCGUUACGCGGCUGCCAGAGUAUCGGCAACCUGUCGAUGAGGACGCUGGCCCAGUCCUGCCCUAACAUCGAGGAACUAAAUCUGAGCCAAUGUAAGAAGAUCUCGGACGCGACGUGCGCGGCCCUCAGCAGCCACUGCCCGAAGCUCCAACGACUGAACCUCGACUCUUGCCCGGAGAUCACGGACCUCUCCCUCAAAGACCUCGCGGACGGCUGCCCCCUCCUCACCCACAUCAAUCUCUCGUGGUGCGAGCUGCUUACGGAUAAAGGAGUCGAGGCCCUGGUGCGCGGCUGCCCGGAGCUCAGGAGCUUUCUGAGCAAAGGCUGCCGGCAACUGACCGACCGAGCGGUCAAGUGUCUCGCGCGCUUCUGCCCCAAGCUCGAGGCCAUGAAUCUGCACGAGUGCAGGAAUAUAACGGACGAGGCGGUAAGAGAGCUGAGCGAGAGGUGUACCCGGUUGCAUUACGUUUGCAUAUCCAACUGUCCGAAUUUAACGGACGCGACACUCGUCACGCUCGCGCAACACUGUCCUCUUCUCAGUGUCUUGGAGUGCGUGGCCUGUGCCCACUUUACCGACGCUGGAUUCCAAGCACUUGCGAGGAAUUGCCGACUGUUGGAGAAAAUGGACUUGGAAGAAUGCGUCCUCAUAACCGACGCGACGCUCAUUCAUUUAGCCAUGGGCUGUCCACGACUAGAGAAACUUAGUCUGUCACAUUGCGAACUUAUAACCGACGAAGGUAUUAGGCAGUUGGCACUCUCGCCGUGCGCCGCCGAACACUUGGCCGUGCUGGAGCUCGACAACUGUCCGCUUAUCACUGACGCCAGUCUCGAUCACCUACUGCAAGCUUGCCACAAUCUCGAGCGCAUCGAGCUUUAUGACUGCCAAUUAAUCACAAGGGCUGGCAUACGUAGACUCAGAACGCACCUGCCAAACAUUAAAGUACACGCGUACUUUGCACCAGUGUCGCCUCCUCCGAGCGCAGGCGCCUCGCGACAACGAUACUGUCGCUGCUGCGUCAUUCUGUGAUUCCGUACCGUCGUGUACACCCGGUACCACGUCCUGAGCCUAUGCCGCUCGAGCCCCAGCAACCGCUGGUCAACGGCUUACGUAAUAGCCCCCGCGGCCUGAAGCGGAGACGCGCGCUGAUCCAUUUUUACGAGAUAACGGCGGCGCUCGGUACGAGCGCCUGCGCGC